Cuscuta campestris is the source of this 1270-nucleotide messenger RNA. The record is from the annotation of a GenBank genome assembly. Lineage: Eukaryota; Viridiplantae; Streptophyta; Magnoliopsida; Solanales; Convolvulaceae.
ACCAACUUCAUCUUAGUCGACAAAAUCUGGCCGUCAAUAUUAGAAGGGCGAUUGACAACAAGAUUAAAAUCCAUGGCGGUUUGGAAGUCUUCAAAUUUGGAAAUUUUAAAGAACCGAGUCAAUGAUCCGUUCACCAGCACUAAUUGCACGAUCUGCUCGAUUGUAAUAUCCAUAUGCGAUUUUGAGUGGGCAUACAUGAUCAAGUAUGAUACUGUGCACGGGAAAUGGAAAAACCAUGAAUUGAAGGUCCUUGAUGAAAAGACAGACCCUUCUAUUUAGAGAGAAGGCUGUUAAAGUGCUUGGAUUGAGGAACCCAGAAGAAAUUUCAUGGGCUGAAGCUGGUGCUCAAAUUGUGGUUGAAUCUACUGGAGUGCUCCCUGAUAAGGAUAAGGCUGCUGAUCACUUGAAGAUAUACCAUCUUUGGUGAUGGCUUCCAGAUGGAGGGCAUUUCAAACGAGGCUUGUUCCCUUGCUGGGCACUGGGGACUUGGAAAACUAAUCGCUUUUUAUGAUGACAACCAUAUCUCCAUUGAUGGUGAUACUGAAAUUGCUUUCACAGAGGAUGUUUCCGCUCGGUUUGAGGCUCUGGGAUGGCAUGUCAUCUGGGUAAAGAACGGUAACUCGGGAUAUGAUGACAUCCGGGCUGCCAUUAAGGAAGCAAAGGCUGUCAAGGACAAGCCCACUUUGAUCAAGGUGACAACAACCAUUGGGUUUGGCUCACCAAACAAAGCAAACACUUGGAGUGUUCAUGGAAGUGCACUGGGAGCUAAAGAAGUUCAUGGAAGUGCACUACUGGGAUGGCCCCUUUGAGCCUUUCCAUGUACCUGAGGAUGUGAAGAGUCAUUGGAGCCGCCAUGUCCCAGAGGGUGCAGCACUUGAAGCUGAAUGGAACGCCAAAUUUAGCAAAUAUGAGAAGAGAUAUCCAGAAGAAGCUGCAGAUUUGAAGGCCAUCAUCUCUGGCGAACUUCCUGCUGGUUGGGAGUAAGCACCUCCGGUGAGUCCUCUUGUUUGGGAUAAUUGCCCUACACUCCCCAGGGCUCAUCCCUUAUUGUGCCACCUUCUUUGUGUUCACUGACUACAUGAGACCCGCCAGGGUCAUUUACGUCAUGACGGCCUUACCCGGGGCCAGGGUCAUUUACGUCAGAUUUGAAGAAGAUGGGCCCAUGCAUCGGCCGAUCAAGCACUUUUAUGUUCCACUUGAUAAACUCUCUCUGAAAAAAUCUUAGGCAUUUGAUACUUUGAAUUCACGGAAAUCAAGUUAAGUGUUUAAA